AUGGCAUCGGCGAGCAAAGAAUCCAACACACCCGAAAAGCAUGCGAACGACAGACUGAUGUUCCUCUUUGCGAACUUCACCGGCCUUGCAUCUACUGUCACAACUAGAAACGGCGAGCAGUUCAGCGGCAUCUUCUCUGGUGUUACGACCGAGGCGUCCGAGUCGAGAUAUAAGCUGAAGAUGGUGAAGCGCCUCCAACCACCAAACGAUCAGCAGCCCAACGGUGCCAGCGAGAGUUACGAUGAAUACGUUGGCACGGGUGCAGACAACGAAAUGGCAUUCGAAAUUCAGGACGUGGUUGACCUCGCUGUCUCUAAUGUGAUGACUGACAAAGCUCACGCCAAACCUCAGAACGGCGCUUCAUCCGGAUUCAAGAUCGACACGGAUAUCUCCGGAAAUGUGGCAUUUCGUGAGCGUGACCUGCAGCGAUGGGAGCCGGCUCCAGACUCUUCAGCCGUGGGCCUUUCGCUCGAUGAAUCUGGCAAUGCCGGUUGGGACCAGUUCGAGACAAACAAACGUCUCUUCGCUGUUGAGAGCAGCUAUGAUGAGAACCUAUACACAACCACGAUCGACCGUAGCAAUCCGCUGUACAAGCAAAGGGCAGCACAUGCAGAGAGGAUUGCGCGUGAGAUAGAAGGAAGCAGCGCGACGAACAUCCAUGUUGCGGAAGAACGUGGCAACUCACUAGUCGAUGACAGUGGAGCAAACGAGGAAGAAAAAUACAGUGGAGUCCGUCGUGACUUCCCACCUCUGCCCUCUGGUCAAUUCAACAAGUACACACCUCCAGCCAGACGAGCUCCUACCGGCCAGCCCACCGUUCCUGGUGCUCCAGUAGACCCUGCUAUAAUCUCCUCACAAAUCGCGCGUCCGGCACCCAUGUCGUCUGCUGCGGCUCAGGGCUCACAGGCGGCACCGGCCGCAAUCAACGUUGUCGCCGCUACUCCUGAGAUGCCUUCGAGUGCGGAGGUGCAGAUGAGCCCUCCCGCUGCACCGGCUGCAGAAUCCAACCAAAAGCCUGCAAGUUCUUCGAAGACUGUCAGUGCCAGUCUUGCACCUACGGCAGCAGUGCAGAAACCCAACAUCCCUCAGAACCCGCCAACCACUGUUGAGAAGCAGGUAUUGAACGCCUAUAAAGAAUUCGCGGCAAACGAGAAGUUGAAGGCAGCUAGCGCCCGCCAGCAGAGCGCUCGCCAGGAUAAGAAUGCGAAGAUCAACGAUCUCAAGAAGUUCUCGCUCACGUUCAAGCUGAACACGCCGGUGCCUCAAGAUCUGGUGCCAAUCCUGGCCAAGGACAAGACUAAGCAAGAGGAGAUCAUGGAGAGGUCCGUACGGCAGAUGCAAGAGCUCAAGUCGACUCCUGUCAAAUCUCCGGCAGCGGUCGUCGAGCAGAAGACUCCGCGGCCAGUCGCGGCAAAACACGAGAAUGGUCAGAGUGCCCAGGUUCCGCAGACCGAGCGACAAAACGUGCAACGCACGCGACCCAGCCCAGGUGCCUUCCCGCCGCAGCGAGGCGAACGACCCCCUCAGGCGCCAAACUCUAUGCACUCAACACCUAACAACAGGAACGUCCCUCUCGGUCAUCGCCUGGCGGCAACUCACGAUGCCCACAAGCGAGGACAAAUGGCGCAGAAUAUUCCGCCGCCUAUCCCCAUACAGGAUGUGCGCAUGCCGUCUGGCGGGCCGUCAGCGCCCUCCAGCGGCCUCCAAACGCCAACCUCCAACGUAUCAAGCCGAUUCAACGUCAGGGCUAUGGAGUUCAGGCCCAAUCCUGCAGCGAACACGUUCAUGCCUAACGUGAACCAAAGCUCAGGAUCCAGCCCGAGGACCGAGAUUGCCGCACGGCCGCAGCCUCGGAAAGCUACACAGCCCUUCUUUGACGGAUCGAAGCCGAAGCCAGUGAUCGGUGCAGAGAGACCCUCGAUUGAAGAUGCAUUCAAUCCUAUCACGCGCAUGAUGCGGGAAGCUGAGAAGGACGGUAAGACCAAGGACUACGCGCAUAACGGUGGUAUCCCACCAGCGUAUCGAACCCCACCAGUCUGGGAAGUCACUGGUCCGAACAAGGACAAGACAUACAACGAGCUGUUCGAGAAGGCUGCGGCACCUGUUCAGCCAGUCUCGGUCCCGCACGCAGUCGUAGGCAAUGCUCCCAUGCCUCAUGUACACCAGCUUCCUCCUCAUCUCCAAGGUCCUCAGAUGAUGUCUCAACAUCAGACCCCACACCAGACACCGCGCCACAUGCACGCUGAACCGCACCACGUCCCCGCGGGCCCACACCACUUCGACGGCGGUCAGCGCAUGCAGUUCUCGUCGUCCCAAUCGUCCGUCCAUCCUUCGCCGCGAGUCAUGCAACCAUUCAUGGCUUACAGUGGCCAAGGCCCUCAGCCUAUGCAAGUAUUCCAGCAGCCCAUGCAAGGCUACGCUGUAAGCCCACACAUGCACCAUCCAGGCGUACGUCAAGCAGGCCCGCCGCAGUUCGCUGGGCCCCAAGGGCCUGUUACUGGUGGUCCAGUCCUGGUUGCGAAUCCCGCUGGAGGCCACUUCAUGAACGUUCAGAUGCAGCAACCUCCGCAGAUGUAUUCUCCGAAUCCCGCACCAGCCUACUUGCACCAUGGCGGACAGAUGCAGGGGCCGCCGAUGGUCAACGGCUAUCCCAGCCCGAGACCGCCGGGCGCCCACAUGAUGAGCCCUCAAGGCUCGCAGCAGGGUCACCAGCCGCAGCAGAUCUUCUACGUCCAGCAGGGACAGCCGCAGGGUAUGCCCAUGCAUUACCCCGGUGGGCCGAUGACACCACAGCGGAUGCCGUACGCGCAGCCCCACCAACAACAUUACGGCACCAGCCCCCACAUCCCGCACCACUUCCCUCACCAACCCCACCGCGGCACUCCGAGCGCCACGUACAGCCAGCCCAUGAUGCCGAGCUACUCGAUGCAGUCCCUCCCACCGCAGGGUCUGCCGCCCACGGGCCCGGCGAUGCCGUCUACCAACGGCGCGGACGAGGCCAAAUGA
Messenger RNA from Coniosporium apollinis CBS 100218, 3006 nucleotides. RefSeq lists its product as uncharacterized. The transcript is spliced from 6 exons. Bases 1 to 3006 code for a protein of 1001 amino acids. Gene Ontology annotation, molecular function: RNA binding. Gene Ontology annotation, biological process: cytoplasmic stress granule assembly. The record is from RefSeq and is a predicted model, not a curated record. Lineage: Eukaryota; Fungi; Ascomycota; Dothideomycetes. Gene Ontology annotation, cellular component: cytoplasmic stress granule.